UUUUCAAAUAAUAACGACGAAAAUACCGGGUUCGGUGCAUUGCUAAUGUUGAUUACGAUUUAUGAGAUAAAUAAAUAAAAGAAAUAUGCAUGUGUAUAAGUGAAGUCGAUUUUGGUACAGUCAAUUAACAAUGGAGCCUUCUAAAGAAGCGAUAGCAGUUCGCAUUACGCGUAUAAACCGUCUGAUUCUGGGAAAGGUAACAGGUGGGAGUACUAGGUUCAGUAGGAAAACAAUAGAUCGCGAAGCACUAUUGGAUGCCCUCACAGUUCUCUACGAUGAAUGUAAUGAUGACCCGGUCAAGAAGAGUGAUGACUUGGUUAAAGCCUUUUUGGACAAGUAUCGGAGUACAUUGGCAGAGCUGCGCAGGACCCGGGUAUGCAUAUCAGACUUUGAUAUGCUGCAGACUAUUGGACGAGGACACUUUGGAGAAGUUCAUAUGGUCCGGGAGAAGCAAACAAGUGAUGUGUAUGCUAUGAAGACACUCCGCAAGGAACAAUCGCGUAAGCGAGCCGAUGAGGAACGAGAUGUGCUUGCCACAGCCACUGGACCAUGGAUACCCAAGCUGCAAUAUGCUUUCCAAGACAGUAGCAACCUGUACUUAGUGAUGGAGCUGUGUUGCGGCGGCGACCUGGCGGGGCUGAUGGCACGGCGCGCGCAUCCACUGCCCGAGAGAGACGCAGCAUUCUAUAUCGCUGAGAUUGCACACGCACUGAAAGCUCUGCACGGCAUGGGAUAUGUGCAUAGAGAUGUCAAGCCACAUAACAUACUGCUUGAUAGGUGCGGUCAUGUGAAGCUGGGUGACUUUGGGUCGUCAGCGCGCCUGUCGGAGGGCGGGUGCGCCGGCGUGGCGGUGGGCACGGCGGACUACAUGGCGCCGGAGCUGCUGGCGGCGGCGGACUGCGCGGCCCACGCUGUGUGUCUCCAGUACUGCGCCAGGCUCGUUACCACUGCCAUUUCGUCGUGCGACUACUGGUCGCUGGGAGUGAUCGCCUUCGAGCUGGUCACGCUGCGGCGCCCGUUCUCUACGGGAGAGGAAGACUCCAUUGCAGAAAUACUGAGCAAUAUACAAAAAUACGAGCGCGACUCGAGCCCCCAGUUACCGUGGGCCGGGCCGCCGGCGGGCCCGUCCCGCGAGUGGCGCGGCCUGGUGGCGGGGCUCCUGCGUGUACUGCCGUCCAAGCGAUACUCCUACCUCGACACGCUGCAACACGCUGCACUGGCACAUAUGCCUGCUCACAAUAUCAGAGAUCAGGCGCCCCCGUGGGUGCCGUGCGUGCGCGGCGCGGAGGACGCGUCGUACUUCAGUGCGCCGGCGCGCGCCCCGCCGCCGCCCAGCGCCGCGCCCUUCCGGACACGGCCUCCCUUCGCGGGACAACUGCCUUUUGUCGGAUACUCGUUCGUGGCUCCCGAGGAGAACGAGGACCACAGUGGAGGGUUCAACGCCUCGCAUGACUGUACAGCCAUCGAUCUCGCUACCUUUAAGUCGGCAGAGAAGCUCGCGGCGAUGCGCAGUCGUGAGAUCUCGUCGUUGCAGACAAAGCUGGCGGAGGCCGAGGCACUGGCCGGGGCCACCGCCGAGCGGAUCCGACACGAGGCCGAGGCCGAGGCAGAGAGACAACGCGUGCGGCUGCAGGCCGAGAUCACUGCGCUUAGUUUGCAGAACAAACGCCUGGAGCGCCAGGUGGAGGUGGAGCGCGAGGAGCGCAUGUCCCUGCAGCGCUCCAACCAACAGCUGUCAGCGGCCGCGGCCGAGCGGGGCAACACAGAGCUGCGCAAUGCGCGCGCCGCCGCUGCAGCGCUGCAGGCGGAGCGCGACGUGCUGCUCGACCAGCUGCAGCGGCUGGACGCGCGCGUGCUGCAGCUGCAGGCCGACUGCCAGCGCGCCGCCGCGGACGCCGACACCGCCAGGGCACAACAACAACACUACAAGGACUCGAUAGCCAAAGAGCGAGCCAUUCGUCGUCAGACAUUGAGCGGUGGUGAGGCGGAGUCUCGCGAGGCGGCGGCGCGUAUUGCCACCGCCGAGGCUAAUGCUGCCAAGGAACUGCGCGCCAGGCAGGCCAUGGAGGCCAAGCUGGAGAAAAUAGAACAUGAGAAUAGACGAUUUAGAGACGAACUCGACGAGGCCAACAGGAACCUGGCCGAUACACAGGAACGGCUGUGUGAGAAGCAACGUAUGGCCAGUACAUCCUCGGAGCAAAUGCAGGAGCUACAAGUACAGCUCGCACAGGAACGAGUGAGGGCUUCUACGCUACUCGCACAAGUACAGGAGUUGGAGCGUAGCGUGGAGGAGUCGGUCCGGCGCGAGUCCGCGCUGGAGGAGCAGUGCGCGCGGACGGAGGCGCGGCUCGCCGAGCGCCUGCAGGACGCCGACCGCCGCGCCGCCGCCGCGCUGCGGGACGACGCCAGGCAUCGGGAGAAGGUGAACACCCUAGAACAGUUAGUGAGACAGCUAGAGAGGGAAGUGAGUGCGUUAGAGAAGCGAUCCUGUACAGCAUGCGCGGCCGCCGCGUCCAGCUCCGCGCAGCCCGAGAGCGAGCGCGGGCAUCACGCACCCGGCCACAAGGGGGACGCCAGGAGGGACGCGCACAGUGACACUGAGAGCGUCGGAGAUGCUCAGGCGCAAGCACAGCUUUCCCUGCUCAAGGAACAGCUCGAAAAGGCCGAAGCUCAAUUACAGGCGCGUGCUGAAGAAAUAGCGACUCUACGUCAAGAGGCGAGAGCUGCUAAUCUAGCGAGAUGGAGAAAGGAGCGCGAGUACAACGAAUUAUCAGUAGAAACAAAGUCGACGGCUCGCGACCUAAAGCGCGCUGAGGAACGGUUGACUAACGCCAUCGAGGCACGUAAGACCGCGGAGCAGAAAGCCGGCGAGCUCGCCACUGAACUCGCCAAGCUGCGGCCGGAACAUGAGCUCGCCACGAAGGACGCGGAGCGACUCAAGAUGCAACUGGAAAAGCUUACAAAGGCACAUGAAGUGGUACAGGCUGAAGUUGACAGGUCCCGCAACGACAUCCGCAAGUUGAAGAGUGAGCUGCAGUACAGUGAGCGCCGCAGACUGCACGCCGAGGAACAGGAGGAACUCUCCGCGCGGGAGCGGGCGCAGCUCAGGGACGAACUGCACGGACUCAGGGGACACACCGAGGAGCUCGCACAGGUUCGUGUAUUACUCCGAGCCUGUCGUGAGCGGACGAUGGAGUCGCUCCCGCCGCGGUACAAGCGCAAGAGUAUAGAGAAGCCGCCCGUGCGGCCCAAGCCGGCGUACCUGCGGACACUGUUCGGGGGCGCGGGCGGGGGCGCGGCGCGGCGGGGGCGCGAGGGCGGCUGGGCGCGCCGCGUGCGCCUGGCGCUGGCCGCCGACCUGCUGCAGGGCCGCUGCCGCGCCGCCGACACCGCCAUCACCGCCAUCAACAGGCACUUCGUCACGACACACACACCACGCGCACGCGCUGCAACUACAGGCCACGCUACACGACGUGCAGGUACACACACACACACACACCACGCGCACGCGCUGCAACUACAGGCCACGCUACACGACGUGCAGGAGGAGUUGGCAGCCGCGCGCGAGGCAGCGGAAGCGGCCGAGGCGUGGUGGCGCACUCGAGAGACCAAGGCAGACGCCACGCUGCGGCAACAGGCCAAGCUCAUCGACUUCCUGCAGGCCAAAGUAGAGGAGGCUGGUCGUAAGAAGUGUUCACUGAGCAACAAGUUGUUCGGUCGGUCGGGGCGCAGGCCUGCAGCCUCGCCGCCACUGCGGAGGGCUAACAGAGAAUUACGUGAAGAAGUGGAGAGGUUGCGCGCUAAACUGGCAGCUUGCAAUUCUGGCGGUGGUGGGGGCGGUGAUGCCAGUUAUCCCUCAACGCCUAAGCGUGAGAAACCGAAACCUGUUGUUAAUGGAGCGAAGAAAAGUAUUGACUCACCCGAUGGAUCUCAAGAUAAAGGAUUGCUGAUCGUAUGGGCGGACGGCAGUCGCGAGCGCAUGCGCGCGCGCGUGGCGGACGACUGGCUCGUGCUCUGCAGCGGCAGCAGGGAGCUGCGCGGACGGCUCGCCACCACCGAGCCCAAGAACUUGCCGCACAACGAGGCCAACCGGGCCUUUGUGUCGGCGCUGCGCCGCGCGCCCGACCUGCGCGCCGCGCUGCCCGCCACGCCCGUGCCGCUGCCGGACUCCGCGCCGCCGCAUCUACUCAAGGGCAUCAACAACGAUUCCAUCGAAGGUCCGUGCGCAGCGGUAGCGUGCGGUCGGCGCGUGUUCUUGCUCCGGUACGAGGCCGCCUCCUCCGAGUUCAAGAUCGCUCGCUCCCUGACUGUAGACCGGCCGGCCAACUCCUUGCUACUUACUACCAAGACUUUGUACAUCGCGGGAGAAAAGCCGCUCAAACUGAACCUACCAUCCGGUGCCCUGGAGGCCUUCGGUAUGGACGAACCCACUAUCGCCGCCGCCGCUAAGAAACAUUCUCCUCCGAAAGCGUUCUUACUCAUCAAAGAGAAACCUACUGAGAUCCUCCUCUGCUAUGCAGAGUGUGGAGUGUUCGUCGACGAGAAUGGAAAGCGAACUCGUAAUGAAGAUCCCAAGUGGAGCACAGCCGUGUACAGCUGGGAGUUUGUGAACCCCUUCCUGUAUGUGAUAGGAGAUGACAAAGUGACUAUAGUGUACUUGAACGACGACGCGUACAGGACGCCGCCGUGCACUUGUGAUACCGCCUCUCUUGCCUCGACGGCGUCCGACUGUUACUUGCCUGAAAUAUUCACAUUGAAACUAAAGGAGCCCGUGUUGCUAGGCACUGCACCCAACGGUAUAAUAAUACGCUCCAAAUCAGAUAACGGGUACAACGUCUCUAUUAUAGAGGGUAUGACUGCGUUCAGGAGUGUCGGGGCGUCCGUGGAGUCUCUAGCCAGUAUAUCGGACACGCGCGGCUCCACCACGGACCUGGCGCAGUCGCUGACCGACGGCACGCCGCAGGACGUGUCGCAGGAGAGCGUCGAGGUCACCACGGGCUUCCUCGCUGACAUCAGAAAACGAGCGCGACAACUACGGAACAAGCAUCGUAAGGAGCAAACACCCGAUGACGUCAUCAAAGAAAUAUUGACAACGGAGGUCGAUCUAAAACGUACAACGAAUGGAAGGAAAUCUCCUGCCACUAUUUCAGAAUUUGACUCUGACACAGAAUCAGAAAACAGCGAGGCAAAGUCAGACUCCCCGAAAGGGCCGGCGGACUUGUGCGCUGAAAUGUUCACGAGACAAGUACGAUUCCAGUCAUAACUAUAUAUUGCCAGUGCUGUCUAGCUUCAGAGAGUAGUGAGUCUGAUUAUACAGUCGUAUAUUAGCUAUAUAAUAUGUUACUUGUAUGAUACAGAGGACAUUUCUAGUACCUGAGUGAUACGACGUUCCAGUGCAGGGGAGUAGUCAGAUUAGUAGAUCUAAUGUUUGUAAUUUUAGUAGUAUUUCGUAUUGUUAGGCGUUAAUAAGUUUGAUAGGUAAUAUUAUUUAUACCAUGCCUUAGCAGCUUAGUUUUACUUUGGAGCGAUAACCGUAUUAGCAUAUUAAUUAUGUCGUACUGAUAGUAUGUACAUUUUAUUUAUUACGUAAUUUAAAUUGAUUUGUACGGUAAGAUACAGGGUGCUGAUUCUCUUUUACACCAACUAAACUACGUAUUGUGAAUAUUGGAACUCCUAGAAUUUAAGUUACCUUUAUAUUCGAUUUAUUAUGUACUUAUGACUUAACUCGUUGAGUACCGUCAUUAUAGACACAAUUAAAGAACGAUAGGUUGCGGUCACCGGUGACCGCGCGGUGUUUGACAGUUUAAACUAGAUUUAAACACUUAAUUCUCCGUCAUGAAGAGAAUAUAAAUUGUUGCUACAUCUUUCUAGUAGAUCUAGAUAGCAAGCAAACGGUAACAACUUGUUGGAAAUAGAAGAGUAUCAGCUCCGUUAGGUGGUUGAUGUAGCUGAAUGUGGAUGUUUUGUAUGGGUUUAUAAUAAGUAUGGAAAUGUAUUUUAUAAUAACUACUGGAUUGUCUACUUAUUUUUACUGUGAUUUUAUAAACUGACUUGAUUUCUGUUUAGAAUAGUUUUAAUGUAAGUGAUCUUUGUUUACGUUCUUUGACAUGUUAAAAUAUAUAUUUUUGUAAUGUA
This is a messenger RNA of Spodoptera litura, 6135 nucleotides long. Lineage: Eukaryota; Metazoa; Arthropoda; Insecta; Lepidoptera; Noctuidae. The record is from RefSeq and is a predicted model, not a curated record.